Molecule: messenger RNA, 6377 nt
Organism: Chanos chanos (milkfish)
Lineage: Eukaryota; Metazoa; Chordata; Actinopteri; Gonorynchiformes; Chanidae
Gene: slc16a2
Product: solute carrier family 16 member 2
Exons: 7
Coding region: 642-2357 (571 amino acids)
Biological process (GO): transmembrane transport
Molecular function (GO): thyroid hormone transmembrane transporter activity
Source: RefSeq, a predicted model, not a curated record
UGUGCUGUUGGCAUUUUAAAUCCGUCUUUCCAGCCGGCCAUUGGAGCCGACGGCAUGUGGAGGCGGCGGAGAAAUCUGUUGAAUGAGGAUUGUUUACUCUGAACGUGCUGAUGCGGUUCAGAGCGCUAGGAAAGAUCCGAGGCAGGUCCGACAGAAUUUGUGCAGCGUUGGUGACUAUCUGGUAUAAAUAUUAAACAAAUGAGAGAAGAGGAGGUGGAGUCGAUUCUCAUUUGUUUACCGAUAAAGGGAUGUGGACAGCGUUUGGAAAGGAGACCGGGGCUUGGGCGAAAUUGGGCUGAACUCUAUCGUUGCCAACAGUCCCUCAGGUUGACGCAUUUCUCUGCCUUUGGGAAACCUGAGCGUCGGAGUUUCACAUAACGUGUGUAUCAUGAGAGCUCUGUACCGCACGUAAUCCGUAUGCAAAGAUUACCUCUCUAAGUGUGUUGCCUGGGCGUAUAAAUUCGACCCUAACGUUUUAGCGUCAGUUUUUUUUUUAAUUUACACCUGAGGGCUCAAACUCGGACACACUGUUAGCGCAUUACUGAUUUUUGGGACUGUGCAGAGUGGUUUUCUAACACGUUGUGUAUAUUCGCAUAUGAAAAGAGAUUGAUAGAAUGGACCCUGCAUCCCAUUUCUGAAGCAUGCAUCCAGAAAACGGUGAGAACCCUUCAGAGACCGCUCAAAGCGGCGCCGAUCACGGAAAGGUUGACGUGAAUGGGGUAGACGGUCAAGCAGAAGUGUCGACUACCGAAACACAGGCUGGGUACCAGGAUAAACCCGCUUCUUCCACAAUGGAACAUACAUGUUCUACACAAGACCAAGAGAACCACACGGAGGAACGGGACUACGUGGACAACGAGAGCAAAAUUGUUCCAGAGGACAACACAGCACAACUCAUUGAGACCGCAUGCGCUGACAAAAGUCCGCCGAUACCCACCGGUUCCGAGAUGCCAGGCUCUGGGUUCGUGCCACCUGAGGGAGGUUUCGGAUGGUUGGUCGUGUUCGCUGCGACGUGGUGCAAUGGCUCCAUCUUUGGCAUCCAGAAUUCUUUCGGCAUUCUGCACAAAAUGCUAGCAGACGAAAGCGAGGAAGCGAAUGCCCACGCGUCGCAGUUUAAAGUAGCCUGGGUGGGAGCUUUGGCGAUGGGAAUGAUAUUUUUCUGUUCUCCGGUGGUGAGUAUGUUUACCGAUCACUUCGGCUGCAGGAAGACGGCAGUCGGCGGAGCGUUCGUGGCGUUCCUUGGGCUCCUCAGCAGCUCCUUUGCAACCUCUUUGGGCCAGCGAUACUUCACCUACGGGAUCCUCUUUGGCUGUGGCUCCUCGUUUGCGUUCCAGCCUUCACUGGUCAUCUUGGGUCACUAUUUCCGUCGCCGGCUAGGUUUAGUGAACGGCAUGGUAACAGCUGGCAGCAGCUUCUUCUCGAUGGGCCUCACGGUUCUGCUCAAUAAAGUUGUUAGACCACUGGGCCUUAGCAGAACCUUUCAGAUCCUCAGCCUCUUCAUGCUUAUCCAGUCCCUCCUUGCCCUCGCUUUCAAACCCUUGCUACCCAGUGGAGGAGGACCCGGGCCUGGUAUGGGUCCAGCGGAGAGUCCGCAGCAUGGUUCAGGAGUUCAGGGGCCAGCAGGCGGCAAAUGGCAGAGAGGUCUGGCACAGAUCAGAAAAUACUUCAACGUGAGAGUUUUCCACAUUGCCACCUACAGAGUGUGGGCAUUUGGCGUGGCUACAGCUGUGCUUGGGUACUUUGUGCCUUACAUUCACCUGAUAGAAUUUGUGGAGGAGCAGUUCGGAAAAACUCCCAAGGAGUGGAUUCUCCUAGUCUGCAUUGGCGCGUCGUCUGGAGUAGGUCGUCUGGUCUUUGGAAAAGUCGGUGAUCUCAUCCCGGGAGUGAAAAAGAUAUACAUGCAGGUGGCCUCCUUCAUGUUGCUUGGCCUGAUGUCUAUGAUGAUUCCACAGUGUAAGGUUUUUGAGGGACUGGUGGUGGUGUGUAUCUUCAUGGGUCUGUGCGAUGGCUGUUUCAUCACCAUAAUGGCACCCAUAGCCUUUGAGUUGGUAGGACCCAUGCAGGCCUCACAGGCAAUUGGCUAUCUACUGGGCCUCAUGGCCGUGCCCAUGACCGCGGGCCCGCCCAUUGCAGGUCUGUUGCGUGACUACUUUGGAAAUUACCAUGUGGCAUUUUAUCUGGCUGGAGUACCUCCCAUGGUGGGGGGUAUAGUUCUCUAUUUUGUGCCCAUGGUCCACAGGCGCCUACAACGGCAGCAGAGGGCAGAACCUGGAGACCCCAGCAUGGAUAAGAUGUUGAAAAACUGCUCCAACGGAGAUAUGCUGCCGGGAUACACUGACAUGGAGACACACAUAUAAGCCCCACAGCGAUGGAUUAGACUCACCAGCACUUUCUGUAGUCUGUCUUUCAGCAUAUGUGAUGUGAAAGACAGACUACGGAUUACAAGCCCCGCCCCCAGCUGUCUCUGGACUCACAUUGGAUGAUAGAGGUGUUGUGGGAGGGGGCUGACAGAUGAAGAAACCUGUGUUACUUGUUGGAUGGUUGAGCAAUCAGAGAGAGAGGAAGGGUUCCCAUAGGAGCAGAGAUGUGUCACCAGCACAGUCUGGCUGUCUUCAAUCCAUCUGAAAUAGUUUUCACCAGUCUCAUAAGAUAAUGUGUGUGAGUAGCAUAGCUGCUCUUUAAUUUUUUAUUUUAUUUUUUUUUUCACCUGUUCGCAUGGCGAUUGGGUUUGUCAUCUGUUUUAUUUGUGUUGUGUACAAAUCAAAUUUGUAUUUUUUUUCCUUUUCGUUUUAUGUAAAUUUGAAGAUUUAGAAAUAGAAAUUAUAUUUCCAGUUGACUACAUAGAAAUUGGCCACGGUUUUGUGAAACAAUAAGCUUUUAGCCUAAAUCCACGGAAUUUUCUUUGUUUUUAUGCCAUUCGCAGUAGAAAGCUCUAAGCUAGGUCAUUAUCAUAUAGGACAUUUGACUUGCAUACUGCAGCUAUAUACACUACAUGCGAAUGAUUUUUCUUCUAACAACUCAAAAUAGGCAUUAUAUAUUGUUAAAGAAGUUUUAAGAUAUACACUUACAGCCGUUUGAAUUGUUCAGUAAAAACGACACCUCAGUGGCAUACUUUGCUAUGCAGUAAUUUCACUCAAAAUGUGCCAGCAUUGGUAUUUCACAUAGGAAAAAUGGAAUUUUGCAGUGCCAGUCAGUCAAAUAGAGCCUUAAUUCGCACUGUCUACGGAGAACAAUGGAAGUUCAUUUCAUUCCGCAUUAUGUGUUUCAUAACUGUCUGAGAUGUAUGGUAUGUACCUCCCUGGUCACUCUAGCCUUGCACUGACUGUAUACUUCAGGCGUUAAUAAUGUUUCAACACAGUCGUUUUCAUGGGGUCCUCUAUGUCCUGAAGUGGGAGUGUCAAACUGGAACCGUGAAUCUUUAUUUCUGUUAAGAAAGAAAUGCAGAGAAAGCGAUGAAAAAGAAAAACUGGCAAGGAUGACCCUUGUUCUGCUUUUUUCUUUUUUUUCUUUUUUUUUUUUAUAAAGACAAUCAAAGUGUGACAGAACCUCCCUGUGACCUGGUUAAAUUUAAACUCUAUAUGAAUGAGAUCUCUUGUUCAAAAAUGUAAAGAGGACAUGUUUUGCCUUGGGGCAAUGGGAUUGUGAAGUAACAUGCAGUCUUGGAAGCAGGCCAAGGGUCAUAUCGAAUUUCUCUAAAUAAGAGUGCUGAUCAAGGACCUUUUUAUUUCUUUCAUAUUGCGAAUAAAUACAGUUAUAUGGACAAAAUGGAACUGAUCGUUGAUAAGCGCUAUUCUCUGACAUGCUUAAUUUUUAUGGACCCAGACUUUACUUAGGGUUCAUUCUAUCUAUUCAACAAAUAUUUUGGCUAAUUUUCAGUUUUCUGCAUAAUUUUUGUUUCUCUUGAAUACACUAUUAAUUUUUGCUUCAAUAUUCGAUGACUUCAUCUUCAACUUUUAUUGGUCAGUGUAAAUAUCAGCAGUGAAUCUCAUUGGCUUCCUUCCCAGUGGUUAUUUUUACAUUGGUCUGCAUUAUUGUGGUGAUUUUUUUUUUUUGCCAUUCACCUCAUCAACAGUUUUAUCUUUGUUCAGGAAAAACACUGGCAGUGAAUUUCAUUGGCUUGCUUCCCUUUGAGCUCUUUCCCUAUCGGUUGCUGCCAGCAUUGUCAUGGAGACUUGUCUGUUAGUGCUACACUCAACCUCAGAUGGGAUUUGCCCCUUGUUUUUCUGUCUCCCCCAUGGACAGAUGUUACCUGGUAACCCAUUUCAUACAGCAGUGGUCACGAGUUUCACUACCAUAUUGCCUCAUGUCGACACUUUCCUUCAGAUGAACAUGCAGUAUUACAUUUAAAUACUGUAACAUUUCUCAAACAUCUAGAACACGUACCUCUAGAACUUUUUAUUUUUUAUAACAAUUAUACGAUGAUAAGGAUUAGACUUAGGAACAGUUUUUUUUUUUCCAAUACCUUUUCUAGAUUUCUAUGAUAAAGAUAUACAUACCUCAGUAGUCUGCUUAAAGAAUCAAUAAGAUUUUUACGGUGCGCUUAACCAGCUGACAGUGAUUUCACCGAAACCGCAGUCAUGGUUUGAACAUUGGAGCCUCAAAGCCAUGUAUGCUCACUACUCAGUUCCAUGCCACUUCUCUUUCUUUCUCUCUCUCUUUCUCUCUGUUUAUCUUCAUUUGUCCUAUCUUUAUAAACAAUACGUAUGCAACUCUGGACCAAUAUCCCUAGCGAUGCUGUCUGCUGUUUUGUUUUGUUUGUUUGUUUGUUUGUUUUUGUCUUUGAUGUGUUGAAAGGUGGUGAUUCUUGCGGAAUGUCUUGAGAACUCAGGGACUGCAUUUUUGUUGAGGUUUCCGUUACAAUAUCUCAUGCCCCUUGAAAACAGUCUGAACUUUAUGAAAAACUUGGCGUUUUGAUGCUGUGAAACUGGACCGGUAGAUUACGAAGGAGAAUGGUGGUUCUGUCCUGUUUCUUUCCCUGUGGUCCCUCUCAGUUCAGCUGUAUCCUUUCGACACAUUUCAUUGUCAUAGACACAGAUUCUCCCUGCCUGAAACAGUUUGUGUCUUCCUUGGAAUAUUAUGUAUAUCAGCCAAACAUUAUGUGUAUGUGUGUUACCAACAAAACAGUGCCUGUUUUAAAUUUGUGGUGGGUAGCAUCUUUGCUGUUGAUUAUGUUUUUCUGACAACUAUUACAAAUAUCCCCAGAGCUAAUGAACUACACAGCUAUAUAGUUUAUAGAUAGAAAAUUCAGACAGUGUAGAAAUAUAAGUACAGUCUACAUACAUGCAUCUAUUUACAAAUACCUAAGCUUUUUUUUUUUCAAUCUUGUGGGCAUCUCAAUCACCCUCUAUAAAUCCUCUGUCUUUUGCAAAAUGAUGACUUUGCAGAUUACUUUGAAAAAGUAUUUUUUGUAAUGCAAAUGUAAGAUAAAAAAUGAUAUAAGAUUAAUUUUUAUAUAUAUAUAUAUAUAUAUAAUCAGUGAGUUUUUGAUGAUUCUCUCUUUCUUUUAGCAAAAACCUAGUUCAUAAGACUGUACUCUGGGAUAACACCAUCUUUAGUAUAACCAGGGGGCUAACAUUGUUGCAUCCUUUGACCAGUAAAAACCUCAGUGACUCAAUCAUGAGAUCAGGCUACACAAUCUCACUUACGAUUAGCUAGGGAUUGGCUUCAAACUUUGCACUGUACUGGUUUGACUCGUAGGUUAAAUCUCUGGACAAUUACUAAUGGAGCUGUGCAGCCUGACCUGUGUGAAUGAGCUCAGAUUCUUUUGUUAAUGAACUAUUCACCGGUGCUACAGUUGUAUGUUGGUGUGUCUCCCACCCCCCCUUAUUAAUACUUUUUCUUCAACUGUCAUAGCAUGUAAUCUACUUAACACUUGCUCUCUCUAAGGCUGAAAUCUCUGCUGGUUAUGAAACAUCAAGACUGUUUUUGGUGGGAACUUUAAUUAUGACUGUGUAAAUCAAAUGUGACAAAACAGACUAAACUAUUUGCAAUGAAACUGCCAUUAUGAGUCCAGUGCUUCAUAGUGGAGUUCUUCUCCUUUGCAUCUGUCAUAAUUUUCAGUAUCACAGAUAAACUCAAGCAUAUAAUAUGCGCUGCAGGCAUUAUGUCACUUCAGGUAAAACAGAGGUAUUUUUACUUGCUUUUUUAAAUUGUCAAAUGGAACAUCUGUGGCACCUCAUCUCUGAACCACAAUCCUCUUCUCUGUUGGUCCAAACCAUAAUUAAACCAUAGUGAAUCAGAACAUAAUGAUAAUAUGCUGCUAGAUAUAUGUGUGAUUAUCUUUGUGUGAAUAUUUUUUUCCUUUUAAUCUGUCAUAGACACAGUUAUUUUUGUUUUCUGUCAGACCAACAAUAAAUGUGUUCUAUUAUUUGACCUUA